GAGUUGGCUGUGUGCGUGAGUUGGCCCAUGUGCGUGUGCAAUCGCGUGAGCCAGUGUGUGUAGGUAAUACUAGCAGCGAGGCGAAGAAGAAACGCUGAAAAUUAAGGUUAGAGAGCAGCAGCCACCAAACAGCCAGCAGAAAAGGAAAAACGGCGAAAAAGCAGCAGCCAGCUAGCAUAAAAAAACACCCAUCCACAAAAUCAUGGACAGCGCCGGUAAAAAUCGUUAUGAACUCUUGUUCAUGGACGACGAUGUCAGCGAUCCAUUAGAUAAUCUUGUGGCGCCGACGGCCGCCGCAGCAGCAGCUGGCAAGAAGAAGCAGCCGUCAGCUGCUGCAGCGGCCACCAAAACGACCGCCAAGGUGACCAACAACAAGGCGGCCGCAGGAUCCAAUAUUGGAGGACCCAAUGCCAAGAAACCAAAUCAGGCCGAGAAGGAGAACAAGCCCAACAAUGCUUUAAGCAAAACCGAUGGCAGGAAGUUUGCCCCAUCUGCAGACAAACAGUUCAACAACAACGGCAACAAACAACAAGGUGCUCCGAGGCCAGGGGGUGGCGCCAACCGAGCACGUGAAUUUGGCAGCGGUCAAGGACAGGGUCAAGGACAAGGUGGGCAGGGGGGACAGCAGCAGCGCAGCGUCAACUUCCGUCAACAGAAUGGCAAUGGCAACAACGCAGAGACCCGCGAGCAGCGCAACAAUCGUCGCAACGUCCGCGAAAAUGGUGGUGCACCCGAUGGCCAGCAGUCGCGCCCUUACCGCGGACCAGGUGGCGGUCAAGGCGGUGCCGGUGGAGAUCGCCCGCAGCGCCAGAACCGCAACUACGACGGCCAGAACAGAAAGCGCGAGUUCGAUCGCCAGUCGGGAUCUGAUAGAACCGGUGUGAAAUCAAUUGACAAGCGCGAUGGAGCUGGUUCCCACAACUGGGGAUCGGUCAAAGAGGCUAUUGAUGAUGUGAACAAGAACGAAAGCGAGACCAAUGUGAGCAAUGCAGAGGGUGGCGCCAAGGCUGACGAAUCGGCAACUGAACAACAGAACGAGCAGCAGGCUGCCGCCGAGGAGGAGGCCAAAGAGCUGACCCUGGACGAAUGGAAGGCACAGCAAGGACAGCGCGUUAAGCCGACCUUCAACAUCCGCAAGGCUGGAGAAGGUGAGGAUACCACACAAUGGAAGAAAAUGGUCGUCUUGACUAGCAACAAAAAGAAGGAGAAUGACAGCGAAGAGGAGCUCGAGUAUGAUCCUGCACUGUAUCCACAGCGCGUGGGCAGGCAGCAGCGUGUUCUGGACAUUCAGUUUAACUUCAACGAUGGCCGACGUGGUGGACCUGGUGGAUUCGGAGGACGCGGUGGUCGUGGAGGUCCAAGACCCGGCGGAUUUGGCGGCGGACCACGCAGCGAUGGAGGCAAUCGUGAGGGUGGCGGUAACAACCGUGAGGGUGGAAACCGUGGCCCGCGGGAUGGCCAAUCUGGCCAACAGCAGCACCAAAAUAACGAGGGCGGUGCUCCGUCCGCUCAAAACCAGAGGCCGCCCAUCGACCGUCGCGGUCCUGGCAAUAACCAAAACAACAAUCAGAACAGUGGUUCAGGGCAAAACAAGCGUUUCGAGAGGCAACAGAACACCGCUCCCAAGGUCAAUGACGAACGUCAGUUCCCCACACUGGCUUAAAUCGCGAGUGGAAGUGUUUUGACCAGGAGGUGUUCCUCAAAUUGCAGUUUUUGGUGACUGAAGAUGAAGAAGGAGAAGCAGCAAGUUACCAAAAUGAAUUCUUAUAAAUUACAUAUAUCACAGACAAAAAACUUUUUAAAAACAAAAAACAAAAAAGGGGGAAAAAAGAAACAAUUGUAGCCGCCAUAUAAGCCAAAAGCAACAAAGAAUACCAACAAGCUAAGCAAAAAAAAAAUGGAUAAUAAAUUAUGCAUAUAUAUUAAAUAUAUGAAGAGAACACACGAAAAGCAAUUUUAGUUUAUGCGUGGCCAACUAAUCUGAUUUUACCCGAUAAAAUCGCGAUCAAGCAAGUGACCUCGUGUAAACUAGUCAAAGUCAGGCUAAGUCAUCCAUACUCAUUAUGGAUUUUAUUACUAACGUCUGUUCACAAUCGUCGAUAUCGAUACGAGAUUUGUUUCGAGAUUUAUCUAGAAAACGGCAUGGGCGGAGAAAAUAGAAAUUGUUUUAAGAACAUCAACCAAAAUCAGAUGUAAAGUUGUUUUUUUUAUGUUAUUACCACUCACUUAAUCAAAAAAUCAUCCUACCUAAUAAAACGAAUUGCAUUCGCUAACCAGUGAACAAGGCAAAUAAAAUAAACUAAAGAUAAAAUAUAAAAUAAACAACAUCACGGUCUGACAAAUUCUUCGAUAGAACGAAGCAAAACACACUAAAUACAUUACAAUAGUUUGUUUUCAUCGGGAGAACCGUCAAAGCAUUUUCAUAACUCAUAUAAUUUCUUGUCCUAUUACGAAUCCAUUUUUCGUAGCGAAAUGUACGUUUUAUUAUUUUUACUAUGUUAACUUUUAUUUAAAAUAAAUAAAAACAGAAGGGACAAAUAUUAAAAUCAGUAGAUGGAAAAAGAAACCCAAAACCGAAAGAAUAGUAAGUGUUAAAUCCUUUGUAAUUGUGUUUCUUCGAUGCGAAUUCUAUAAUUAAACAUUUAAAUUUAAUAAUUAUAAAGCAACUAUGCAUCAUAUAUACUACUUUUAAUUAUAAAAACCUAACUGAACCACACACACACACUGAAAUACAAAAACAAAACAAUAUUAAUUUAAGCAUUAUUAAAGAAAUAAAAACAAAAAUUAUUGAUUAACUAUUGGAGCAAAUUAUAAACCUUUAAUAAGUAGAUUUACAGUUGGAGAGGGCCCCGCUUUCAAAAAAAAGAUAUUAGGAAAGUCAAAGAAAAAAACCUAUCCAAAAAAAACGCCAAUAUGAAUAUGAAAAUCCCUGUAAAAUCGUUUGCUUCUAUUAACUAGAAACUGUAUAAAUUAUAUGAGAUAUAUAUUCGUACAUACAUGGUAAAAUCAAUUUUAUGACGGCAAACCAACACACAAAACAAAAGAAUAAGAAAAAGCGAAGUGAGGAAAAGAAAAUAACUCGUAGAUGAACAAAAUAUACGACAUUUUUUGAAAUAUUGUAUUUUGACCCAAAGAAACAAACCAUUCAACAACCAAAUGUUGAGCAACUCGUUUAAACAUAAAAAAAAGAAAAUUUAUUUGAUAAAAAUAAAGAAACAAAAAACA
Messenger RNA from Drosophila eugracilis, 3225 nucleotides. RefSeq names its product plasminogen activator inhibitor 1 RNA-binding protein (gene vig). Gene Ontology annotation, molecular function: RNA binding. NCBI's taxonomy places the organism in Eukaryota, Metazoa, Arthropoda, Insecta, Diptera, Drosophilidae. Gene Ontology annotation, cellular component: nucleus; cytoplasm. The coding region runs from base 203 to 1663 and encodes 486 amino acids. The transcript has 4 exons. The record is from RefSeq and is a predicted model, not a curated record.